Messenger RNA from Brachypodium distachyon (stiff brome), 921 nucleotides. RefSeq lists its product as uncharacterized. NCBI's taxonomy places the organism in Eukaryota, Viridiplantae, Streptophyta, Magnoliopsida, Poales, Poaceae. The record is from RefSeq and is a predicted model, not a curated record. The coding region runs from base 162 to 464 and encodes 100 amino acids. The transcript is spliced from 3 exons.
AGAUUUCUUUCUUGCAGACCAAAUUAUACUCUACCAGACACCAAGGCGAUCGAGCAGGGGUCGGAGGAGAUUUGGGGGUCGGCGGCGACGCAGGCGGGAGCGGUCGGUCGUGCCGUUGCGGUCCUCGGGGAGGAGAAGCCUCCGGACGGAGAGGGGUCGAGAUGGUGCCGGGGAGGGGAUGGAGCCGGACGGCCGGGAACGCGCGGUCAUUCGUGGGGAACGCGCUCGGCGGCGUCCGCGGCUGGAGCAACCUCGCCUCCUGGGCCGUCGCCGGGACGCUCGCCUACUAUCUCUGGGUCAGGCCCGCGCGGCAGCUCCAGAAGGAGCAGCAGGAGAGAGCUGCUUUGGCUUCUGCCUCGGACCCUUACCGUUAUGUUGAGAAACGGAAGCCAAUUCCUGACCCCCAGGACACCGGCCUAAUUUAUGGAAAGAAGAAGGAUGAUCCUACAAAAUCUGACGACUAGUUCAUCUAGGAACAUCUUGUACCAAAAUAUGCCAUCGAAAUUACUUGAAGGGUUUCUGCAGGUCUGGUGGCUACAUGACAAUAUGUUUCAUAAAUUAUCGCCACAACAUGCUUGCAAGCUCAGAGAUGUCUCUUGUCGAGUUUCUGCAUUUUGAUUUUUUUUUCCUUAAACUUACUAGUCUUCGAGAAGCAACUGUUCACUUCUGUGUAUUGUGCAUUUACGGAUUGAUGUCAUUUUUGGUAGACAGGAGAAAUCAGAAACUGGAGUUGUAAUUCUGUUAAUGCCUCCAGAUCAGGAAACGUUGCUGCUGCUAUGUCUUUGUUUAGCUAGAACUUGUCAUGUUUAUGUAUGGUCCGGCAUACUACCAUUGGUGGUACUCCAUAUAUUGUAUACUGGCUAGUCUUUUCAACAUCCUAAAGAAUAAUAUGACCGUAGAAUUAUGAGAGUAGAUUUUGUA